Lacerta agilis (Sand lizard) is the source of this 2518-nucleotide messenger RNA. RefSeq names its product Zic family member 1 (gene ZIC1). Gene Ontology annotation, molecular function: DNA-binding transcription factor activity, RNA polymerase II-specific; RNA polymerase II cis-regulatory region sequence-specific DNA binding. The coding region runs from base 923 to 2275 and encodes 450 amino acids. The transcript is spliced from 3 exons. Lineage: Eukaryota; Metazoa; Chordata; Lepidosauria; Squamata; Lacertidae. Gene Ontology annotation, cellular component: nucleus. The record is from RefSeq and is a predicted model, not a curated record. Gene Ontology annotation, biological process: regulation of transcription by RNA polymerase II; central nervous system development.
UUCAAUUCAUUUAUCUGCAGGAAUGAUUGCCGCUAUCAGUCUCGCGUUCACCGCCCGGCUGAGGAGGUGAAAGUUUCUCCCCAGGAAGAUAAACCGCAAAAGACAAUAUUGUGCAUGAUUUGCGCCGUUUUUUUUUUUUUUAACAAAGCAGGGGGAAAAAAGGAAAGUGAAGGGGGAAAAAAGCCCAAGGAGGGGGAAAAGAGACGGAAGGGGGAAAAGAGUGCAAGAACUGGAAGAGAAGAGAAAAUUGCUCGCUAGUCCGCUACAUUCCUCUAGCCUCUUUUUUUAAAUUAAAAAAAAAAAACCAGAACUGAAGGAAGUUUAAUUUUUGUUUUGCUCCCCCCUCCCCCGUCUGAGCCUGCUUCCUCCUCUCUCUUCACCAUUGUUAUUUGCGAGCGGAGUCUUCUGAAUCCUUUCCCUCCUCCCCAUUGAACCCCGCUGAAAAAGUGCAGUCCGAGAGGCAAGAGAGGGGGCGAUCGGUUUUUCUGUGCGCGCGCCGAUGCCUUUUUUAUUCUUAUUCUCCAAUUUUUGCAGCUUCUAGAUUUCUUCCGCGGGCUCUGCCCACCCCUAGCCCUCACCCACCCUCUCGUUUUGUGUGUGUGUGUGUGUUUUGGGUGCGCGGAUGCCGAAGGGGGAGUUCCUGAUGUGGUUGCUUUAGUGGUGAACGUCGCGCGGACUUUUGCAAGAGAAAGAGAGAGAGAGGCUGCUUGGAUUGGCGGCGGCGGCGGCGGCUCUCUUCCUCGUCGGCUGAUCCGGCAGUUUGUUGGCUGCUGUUGUUGUUGCUGCUGCUGCUGCUAUCCCCACUUCUUCCACGUCCUUUCCCCCCUUUCCUCCUUAAUUUAUAUUUUCUUAAAUCUUAUUUCAUUUUUGCAUCACUUUUCCUCGGCGGUUGCUACCGCAGCUGCCUGAGAGCCGGGAGAAGAUGUUGCUGGAUGCCGGACCGCAGUACCCCGCCAUCGGAGUGACGACCUUCGGCUCCUCUCGCCACCACGCCACGGGCGACGUGACGGAGCGCGAGGUGGGACUGGGCAUCAACCCUUUCGCGGACGCCGGGAUGGGCGCCUUCAAGCUCAACCCCAGCAGCCAUGAGCUGGCCUCGGCCGGCCAGACCGCCUUCACUUCGCAGGCCCCUGGCUACGCGGCCGCAGCGGCGCUGGGGCAUCACCACCACCACCCGGGCCACGUCGGCUCCUACUCCAGCGCGGCCGCCUUCAACUCCACGCGGGACUUUCUUUUCCGCAACCGGGGCUUCGGCGAGGCGGCGGCAGCGGCCAGCGCCCAGCACAGCCUCUUCGCCUCGGCGGCCGGCAGCUUCGGCGGACCGCACGGGCACGGCGAGGCGGCGGGCCACCUCCUCUUCCCGGGCCUCCACGAGCAAGCCACCGGCCAUGCGUCGCCCAACGUGGUCAACGGGCAGAUGCGCCUGGGCUUCUCCGGAGACAUGUACGGCCGGCCGGAGCAGUACGGCCAGGUGACGAGCCCGCGCUCCGAACACUACGCUUCGCCGCAGCUGCACGGCUACGGCCACAUGAAUAUGAACAUGGCAGCCCACCACGGGCCGGGGGCCUUCUUCCGCUACAUGAGGCAGCCCAUCAAGCAGGAGCUCAUCUGCAAGUGGAUCGAGCCCGAGCAGUUGGCCAACCCCAAAAAGUCCUGCAACAAAACUUUCAGCACCAUGCACGAGCUGGUGACUCACGUCACCGUGGAGCACGUCGGCGGGCCCGAGCAGUCCAACCACAUUUGCUUCUGGGAAGAGUGUCCCAGGGAAGGGAAGCCUUUCAAGGCCAAAUACAAACUGGUCAACCACAUCCGAGUCCACACGGGGGAGAAACCUUUCCCGUGCCCUUUCCCGGGAUGCGGGAAAGUCUUCGCUCGCUCGGAAAAUCUCAAGAUCCACAAAAGGACGCACACAGGUGAAAAACCCUUUAAGUGUGAAUUCGAGGGCUGUGACAGGCGCUUCGCCAACAGCAGUGAUCGGAAAAAGCAUAUGCACGUCCACACUUCAGACAAACCUUAUCUCUGCAAAAUGUGCGAUAAGUCCUACACGCACCCGAGCUCCCUCCGAAAACACAUGAAGGUCCACGAAUCGUCCUCCCAGGGGUCUCAGCCUUCUCCCGCUGCCAGUUCAGGCUAUGAAUCUUCAACCCCCCCAACAAUCGUUUCUCCAUCCACAGAAAACCAGACCACAAGCUCCUUAUCCCCUUCAUCUUCAGCAGUCCACCACACGUCCAGCCACAGCACGCUCACGUCAAAUUUUAACGAAUGGUACGUUUAAACAAACGAACAAACAAAUGCAAAUCCAACCUAUUUAAAAGACUCCAAAAAUUAAUGAACACUUUGAAAAUCGAUCUUUUUGUGUGUUUUGAUUUUUUUUUUAAUGCUGCCCAUAGACCCAGGACCGAAUCAAAUCAAGAAUUCUCUCUCUCUCUCUCUCUUUCUCUUUCUAUCUCCCUCUCUUCUUCAAUUUCUGUUGUUUUGUUUUGGUUUUGUCGUGUUUGGGGCAAAGGCUUGGAAAGCA